This is a messenger RNA of Aspergillus welwitschiae, 456 nucleotides long. RefSeq lists its product as uncharacterized. The transcript has a single exon. Bases 92 to 370 code for a protein of 92 amino acids. The record is from RefSeq and is a predicted model, not a curated record. Lineage: Eukaryota; Fungi; Ascomycota; Eurotiomycetes; Eurotiales; Aspergillaceae.
CCGCGCAGCAAGGAGUUCUCGCUAGACGAGCAGGAGUUGGUAAUAUGCAAGGGUAAUGGUCUGCGCUGGCUGGCGGCAGGUCUAAUGAGUGAUGCGAUUUCGGUUCUUGGGGAUGCUUAGGAUGCUUAGUACAUGUCUAAUGAAGGGGAUGGACGAGCGGGAGGAUUUUAUUGUGUGUUUUUGCUUGAUACAAUCGCGUCUGUCCGGUCCAUUCUGUUGUUGCUGCUGUUGCUGCUGCUGCUUUUCUACUUGUGAUGAUUUUGUGAUUCUGUUAUGUUUGUUUGUUCAGAACUCGGACCGGGCAGAAGUGCGCAUCUCCUUGUUUAGAGUGAUUUAUUCUUUUCUGAUUUUAUCUUUGCUUUCCGCUUGAUUGUGAUUGUGAUUGUGAUUGAUUGUGAUGAUGAAUAGUUAGGUAGUCUAAGGGUGGGUUCAAUUUGAACGACAUGUCUUUUUUCA